GGAUCAUUCAGAUCUCCAACACAGAGCAGUAGAAAGAUUACCUGUUUCUGACUAAAAGUUUUAUGACCAAAUCAUAUCGACAUUGUGUGGAUUUUGUCAUCGAUAAUUUCCGAUGAGAACAUUCCCAUACUCUCUAUUCCAUCGCAAGUACUCUAUAGACCGGUACAUACCGACCAAGUGAUGAAGCUAAACCACCAUUAACGACACCUUCAAGCAGAAACAAUUUCAAUACCGGUACUUUCGUUUCAUUGAUACAUCAACUCUACCUCGAGUCAUUAUAUCAAUUGAAGAGAUAGAUCCCGCAUGCUCCAACGAUGACGGACCCACUGCAUAAUGCUUAUCCUAGAUCACCGAUACCUUCUACAUCAUCUUAUGAUUCAUCUUCGGUAUCUUCUGCGACCUCACCCAGGCCUCAAGGACUUUACGAAGGAGGAUUAAUGGGAGCUUCGCCACGGCCAAUGACCGGAAACAUCCCUCAUCCACAACACAUGGCAAUGACUUCAGGGCUUCCGCCACCCGGACAAAGUCCUUUCCACCACAGUUACAGCUCUGCUACUACAUCCCCAGGCGGAAUGGGUAUGGAUUCCAUAGCAUCAACUGGGUCGUCAAGCGGCACUCCAGGCCCUUCUGUUGGACAAAUGACAUCGGCAAACAUGCAAGCGCAAAAGCGAGCAUAUCGACAACGAAGAAAAGAUCCAAGUUGUGAUGCCUGUCGAGAACGUAAAGUUAAAUGCGAUGCAACGGAAACUAGUAGCUGUUCGGAGUGCUCUAGUAGGAAUGUCAAAUGUCAGUUUACGAAAGAGACAAAUAGACGCAUGUCUUCUAUUAAACAGGUUCAAGAUUUGGAGAAACAGAUUGCCCAAGUCAAGCGCGAGAAUAACCAAUUGAGAGCUAUGCUCAGUAUGAAAGAGGAUCAAAUGGAUGUUGAUGAAGGUUCGACUUCUAUUUCUUUACCAGAGAUUGGAUCGCAACCUAAAAAGAGACCAAGAGCCCCUCUGCUACACGAUUUGUCAAAAAUACAAUCAAGUAUCGGGAAUUAUAGCCAUGGAAUCUUCAAAACUCCAGUUCCAUACCGACAAACAGGAUCACCAGUAAACAGGACUUCUUCACCUCCCGAACUGCCUGCCAAGCAUCUCGCAGAUCACCUCCUGAGAGCCUAUUAUUCUUCCAUACAUCUGGUAACACCCAUAUUACAUUGGCCAAACUUUGAGCGCGAAUAUGAAGAAGUUUACAAAAAGGGCUCUUUGGAAAGUACAUCGCAGAACUGGACUGCAUUAUUCUUUGCAGUGAUGGCAGUGGGCGUUCUUUUCAGCACAGAGCCUAGUAUUCAAAGACCUUACAAAGGUAAAGAAUACAUAGAACUAUCCAUGAACCUUACGGAUCUUUGGAAGGACGAUUACAGCAUAGAUCAUGCACGCACAGCUCUUCUCAUCAGUAUAUUUCUUUACGAAAUGAAUCUUAAAUCAGCAGCGUGGAUAUGGCUUGGGUCAACUGUUCGAAUAGGACAAGAUUUGGGUCUUCAUUGCGAGACGGGACCAUGGCAAUUAGUUGAAGAUGAAAUGCGCAGAAGAGUAUGGUGGGGGGUCUAUGUUUGGGACCGGCACAUGUCUCUUGAGCUCGGAAGACCCCUUCUUAUCGACGAUGCAGAUUGCGAUGUUAACCUCCCAAACCCUAUUGAUGAAUUUUAUCUGGGCUAUCGAUCUCCACCCGCACCUCAAAACAGUGCACAAACAAGCCUGCCGUCAACCUAUCUUCUUCCCAUCAUUCACACCAUGCGCGCCGUAGGGCCUCUUCUCAAGACCCUCAAAUUACCCAUUAUUCCCCCCUCCACAAUUUCCAUAUUCGACACACAUUUUACAAACUGCCUAUCCGCUUUCCCACUUCCCUUCCAUCUCUCUUCCUCCGACUCUCUCGAAUCCACAACUAUCGUCCCCAUCUAUCACCUCCUCAACGCACGUCUCCUACUUCACCGCCACAAUCUCACCACAUCUUCACCACCCGAUCUACGCGCAUCCGCUAUCGAAUCCUGUAUCAUAGAUUCUAUGAACAGUGCUUCUAUAGUCUCUCGCGCUCUCCCUCAAAGUUCCACAAGUCCACUCUCCUCGCAAAAUAGGAGCUGGGGCCAAAGUGCUAGCGCAAUGGUAUGUAUGCAUAUAUGGCGGUGCACCCUAUUUUUACUGUUUGGAGGGCGAUUCGACGCUGCUGCGACGUGUAUUAGAGCGCUUGCUUAUGUCGGAUUCGAAAGAGAAGUUAAUGUGGCUUGUGGAAGAUACAUUGGAUUUUUCUUGGGUGUGUUGAUUGAUAAGAAAAGGAGUUCAGAAAACAAAAGUAGGGAGCAGGUGUAUUUGGGUCAGAGUCCCAACCAGAGGGUAGGAAGAUUUGAUAUGGAUGAAGAAGUAUUAGUGUACUUGAGUGGAGAUCUGCAAGGCGGAGAGGAGGGUUGGAUUUGGCAGAACAGAGAAGUGAUGGGGAUGAGGAGUCCGAAUGUUGCUGGAGGAGCGGGUGUGACGAGUCCUACAUUAUCGAGAGAGGGAGAUAGAGAUAGGGAGAUGGGAGGUAUGAGUGGAGGACUUUUGGUGCUUGGAGAGGCGGAAGCGAGGGACUGGGGUGGGUGGGAAAGAGUGCAAUAUUUGGUAGAUAUUUUGGCUAGAGAAUCUAACGCGUCUGGGCCCGUGUCAGGUUCUGGAUCUCUCCCUGGACAGGGACAAGGACAAGGAAAUGCAUAUUUGCCCGAGCCCCGAGGUAUAUUUGGUCUAGGCUUGGGUGUAGCUCCAGGAGUAGCAGGAGGAAUGAGCGGCACAACAGGAGGAUCAAUGGGAGCGAGUGCAAUGGGCCCAAUUUCAGCAAAACCACAAACAAGCCCUCCAGCCCGAAGAGACGACAGAAAUCGUGGCAACGAACGGAUGAGUAUUACAAACAUCAUCUGAUCCCGAGAUUCAUCGAACGACGCAUGAAACUCAACGGCUGAUCUCCAGUUACCGCUCUAUUCGAUUUUACACCAGCAAAAUCUACAAAACAAAUAUUUUCGUUGUAUAUAAUUUCAUGUUUGUAUUCUUUCUUGUCAAAGGAAGCGGAACUGAAAGGGGGGUAUAGUGGGCGAGGUAUUCGUGGGUAGUGGGUAAUGUCCUUAUAUCUCACUCCGAACAGCAAGAGAACGGCGUUGGUAUAGAGUGUGUUUGAUGAUUGCGCCGACAAAGGAAACGGAACAUAGACAGAUACCUUCUACCAUUAUGGAUUUGGCGUGGCCCAAAAGUUUUCUUUUGUUUAUUUUGCAUAUAUAUCCGCAGGCAUUGCCGUCUGCUGUCGUUUAGUUUAUGUUUAUGUAGUGUGUAAAAGAUAGUUAUAAUAUAUUAUAGUAGUUAAUUUGCGGAAAUUGAUGAACUCCUA
This is a messenger RNA of Botrytis cinerea B05.10, 3387 nucleotides long. It is a transcript of the gene Bczfr1, whose product is annotated as Bczfr1. Gene Ontology annotation, biological process: regulation of DNA-templated transcription; DNA-templated transcription. The transcript has a single exon. Gene Ontology annotation, molecular function: DNA binding; DNA-binding transcription factor activity, RNA polymerase II-specific; zinc ion binding. Bases 315 to 2927 code for a protein of 870 amino acids. Lineage: Eukaryota; Fungi; Ascomycota; Leotiomycetes; Helotiales; Sclerotiniaceae. The record is from RefSeq and is a predicted model, not a curated record.